AAUUGAGAAAAAAAAAAGCCAUACGUGGAAAUGUGUGUGCGAGAAGGUGCAUCCUGAAGCAGGGUUCAGUUGCAAUCGAUCUGGGAGAAAAAAUAAUAUUGCCUAUGGUCCAAAAAUAAGGAGCAGCUAUGUCCUUCUCUCAGUUCGGAUACCCCUACAGCACCACUUCACAGUUUUUUGUGUCAGCCAGCCCCAGUACGACCUGUUGUGAAUCUGCCUCCAGAUCCGUAUCGGAUGUUACCUCUGGAUCUGCCCAAGCUGCUACUCUUUGCUGUCCCUCUUAUGAGAACAGGCUGCUGGCCAGCACCAGGACGGAACUCAAUGCAGCUCUGGGGAUGUACAGUUCUCCCUAUGCAGCCGCCGCAGCGAGCCAGAGUUAUGCCAACUACCUUCCCUACAGUGCAGACCCGUCCACUCUCUACACCACGCUGAACCCGCAGUAUGAAAUUAAGGAUGGCACCAGCAGUUUGCACUCGGGAAUCGCACAGCCUGCUGCCUACUACCCCUACGAUCAUUCCUUAGGGCAGUAUCAGUACGACAGCAGGUAUGGGACCGUGGAUUUCAGUGGUUCGGCUAGACGCAAAAAUGCAACCCGAGAGACAACCAGCACCCUUAAGACCUGGCUGUAUGAACACCGGAAAAACCCUUAUCCCACCAAAGGGGAAAAAAUUAUGCUGGCCAUCAUCACCAAAAUGACUCUGACUCAAGUGUCCACUUGGUUUGCUAACGCCAGGCGCAGGCUCAAGAAAGAAAACAAAAUGACCUGGUCUCCUAAGAACAAAGCAGGAGAGGAGAGAAAAGAGGAAAACAAGAGAGAAGAGGAGGAAUAUGACUUGGAACCUGAAGGCAAAGCAGAUCAGAAAAGCUGCAAGGAAGAAAAGGAAUUAAGACUGAGUGAUCUGGACGACUUGGACGAGGAGGAAGCCGAGAAGCUAGACGGGGACCGAAAGGGCACCCAUCAAGAAGCCUCCAGCCUCAGCACCGCCUUGGCUGAGUCUGAGAAAAGCGACUGCAGCUUGACGCCACCAAGCAGUUUUCACACUUUUCCCUGUUCCAAAACCAGCUCAGCAGCAGCAGGAGACUUCUUAGAGACCGUGGGCCAAAAGCCAGGCCCCUUAGUGGGCACCAUGAGUCAAGUGCAACAAUACGAAACGACAGAAAAGCCCAGAAUCUGGUCUUUGGCUCACACGGCAGGUGCCAAUGUUAUAAUUGGCCCCAGCACCCCUGAACCAAGGACAGUGAGCCCGGACUGCUUGCUGCUCAGAGGACGGCACGCUGUCCCUGGGCACUGCAGUGAAGGGAGGCCCCUCGCCAGUCUAAGAACCCAGCCUGGUACUGACAGUGCGUUUGAAGAGCUGCCCCAGCCCACCAAGAUAUUCAGAAACUCCACUUUCAACCUCCAGUCAAUACAGCUGAACUGUGCUUCCUAUCCAGUCUUGGGGGAGACGUGCCAGUAUUCUUCAGGAGCUGAAGGGUUUGGGAGAAAUGUGAAACCUACCCAAGGAGCCAUAGAUCUCAGUGAAGCUUGCCUAGUACAGCAUAAAGACAAACUGAGAACAGCUUUUAGGCCAGUGCUGAAGAGCAGGUUAGCCUGUCUUUUUGAGAAUCCUGAAGAUGGUUCUCAGUCUGCAUCAAGGCUCUUGGCUUAAAACUAUCCUCCAUGAACAAUGAUGAUCUCCACUCCUUGAAAGCAUUAACUGUGAUUCUCGCUUCCCUCCCCCUGCGAUGGGGAGCGGUCAUACCAAUUGCACAACUUGCUUUUAACAAAUGGAUGAGACUUAACACACAAUCGGAAACAGGACGGAGGAACUGUAAUAAAUUCUAGACCUUGUCUCAUGCACUGGAUCAUUGUAGUUUCGCACAAGUUUACAAAACAGUACUCCUUCCCAUCUCUGAGUCCACUGCAAGCCACAUCGUCCUCAGUGUACAACUACUUUGUCAUUUGUUAAACCCCCAGUGAUUGUCUUUACCAAAAAAAGGCCAAACAUUUUGUUUCUUUCGCCCACAUUGUGUCUUCCUUUAAACUACUACUUUCAUUUUCUUUUCUUCCUCUGGUAAAGUAUCUUUGUAAAUCAUAAUGUCUGUGUUUGUUCUGGGGAGACAGAGAGAGGGGUAUGGUUUAAGUUAAUAGUGCGACAUGCAAGGCUGUUUCUUUUCUGUCAUUGUACAAGGAUAUGGCUGAAAGUAUUUUUAAGAGUCUCUAAUUAAAGCGGAUCAGCUGAAUGGUGUGAAUCCGUCUUGUGAACCUCUAGAACUGGUAACCUCACUCUGAGCUGCUCACACCCGUGACACGUAGGGCGAUUGAUUUCCCAAGAGUGUUGGAUUUCUCCUCACCCCUACUCCUUUAAAAAAUAGUUUCCCUCCCCCUUGCAUACUGGGACAAAAAAACCGGGUGGGUACCCCUGGAAGUUGGAAGUCUAGCAACUGGUUUGUAGUGGCAAAGUAGGACAUUGUUAGUGGGUCACAUCACCACCAUCCAGUUUAAAGAGCAGUGCUGUGCUUUACAAGACAGACAAGAAAGGGAAACCGCAUCUCUGCAUUGUUUCUGUUUAAUUAAAAGUGUCAUCAAACACUUUCUUGUCGAACUAAUAAACCGCGCAUAGAUGAGGAAAGAAUGUUUCUUUGUUUCUAGAAGCAGUGGCAAUAAUUUAAAUUAAUAACUGUGGUAAUUAAGAGGUCAUCUAUAGAUCAACCCGAUACCAGCUAUUUCCAAGUUC
Messenger RNA from Alligator sinensis (Chinese alligator), 2717 nucleotides. It is a transcript of the gene IRX6, whose product is annotated as iroquois homeobox 6. Gene Ontology annotation, molecular function: DNA-binding transcription factor activity, RNA polymerase II-specific; RNA polymerase II cis-regulatory region sequence-specific DNA binding. The record is from RefSeq and is a predicted model, not a curated record. Bases 129 to 1649 code for a protein of 506 amino acids. Lineage: Eukaryota; Metazoa; Chordata; Crocodylia; Alligatoridae. Gene Ontology annotation, biological process: regulation of transcription by RNA polymerase II; cell development; neuron differentiation. Gene Ontology annotation, cellular component: nucleus. The transcript is spliced from 7 exons.